This is a messenger RNA of Pleuronectes platessa (European plaice), 5032 nucleotides long. Its product is annotated as cadherin-1. Lineage: Eukaryota; Metazoa; Chordata; Actinopteri; Pleuronectiformes; Pleuronectidae. Gene Ontology annotation, biological process: multicellular organism development; cell morphogenesis; homophilic cell-cell adhesion. The transcript has 18 exons. Gene Ontology annotation, molecular function: calcium ion binding; cadherin binding. The record is from RefSeq and is a predicted model, not a curated record. Gene Ontology annotation, cellular component: catenin complex; adherens junction; cytoplasm. The coding region runs from base 285 to 2615 and encodes 776 amino acids.
AUUUGACGGUUCUACUUUGAUGACAUCAAAGCAAUCCUCCCAGAGCCACAACCUGCCCCAUCCUCACCUUGACACUUCUUUGUAUCCAGAUACAGGCUGGGGGAUGGCUGGUGAUUGUAAUCAUGCAGCUCACUCAACUCAGAAACAUUAUUUCCUGCUGGACUCACUCUCACUGAAACCAGCUUCAUGAAGCAAGACAACGGAGCCACAACAAUUUAAGGGACAUAUUUAUAAUGACAAUCACUUUUUUUUUUUGUUAGUUUCAUUGUGAGGAAUAAAGUCAAAUGAUUUAUGAGAAGAUGGCGCCCACUUGGUUCAUGGCUGUGGGCAUUUUAUUAAUCGUAUUUCAGGCCUCAGCUUUAGAGAGCACAGAGGAGCCAAAAUGUGUACCAGGAUUCAAGUCAGAUGUGUUGAUCUUCAGAGUGACCAGAAAGCACCUGGGGCCGGGUACAAGGCUGGGCAGAGUGGGCUUUAAUGACUGCACACACCGCACAAGAUUUCCUUUCAUCAGUAAUGACAGACGUUUCAUCGUACAUCCAGAUGGGAUAUUGAUGGUAAAGAGAAUGGUUGCUCUUCUUGAAGGACACCAGGACUUCUUUAUCCACUCCUGGGACUUGCACGGCCAAAAAAUUACUGUUCCAGUCACAGUCGUGCACUAUGGGCAUCUCCAUGGACAAAAUGAUGGGCAUCACCAUGGACAUCCCGAGCAAAAUGUUGAGCAUCACAUCGGAGAGCACAGUCACCACAACAAUCAGCACCACUUGAAUGAAGUUGACUCUGCUAAUGAAACAGAGAAUGCAACCACCCCAGAGGUGCCUGUUCUGAAAUUCCCCAAGUCUGGUGAUGGAUUGAAGAGGAGGAAGAGAGACUGGGUUAUUCCUGCCAUUAAUGUUGCUGAAAAUCACAGAGGACCCUAUCCCUUUAAAGUAUCUCAGAUCCGUUCUGAUAAAGAUGAUGUGAAGAUGAUAUAUUACAGCAUCACUGGUCCAGGAGCUGAUGAGCCUCCCUACGGCCUUUUCACAAUGGACAGGAUCACUGGUAGUUUGUAUCUGACACAGCCUCUAGACAGAGAGAAGGUGGACAAGUACACGUUUGCAGCACAUGCCGAGGCAGAGGGGUCACGAAAUGCCGACGAGCCGAUGGAUAUUGUAGUGAAUGUAAUAGACCAGAAUGACAACAAACCUGCUUUUUUUCAAGAUACAUUUCUGGGAGAAGUUCCUGAAUCAUCACCAACAGGAUUUGAGGUGAUAAAUGUCGUGGCCACAGAUAUCGACGAGCCGGAAAAUCCAAAUUCGAUUGUUCGUUAUCGUAUUCUGACCCAGGAUCCAGAGUUUCCCAGUGGCCCACUGUUUGCGAUCAACCCAGUCACUGGAGCAAUCAGAGUCAAUGCCCGUGGGCUAGACAGAGAGAAACACCCAAAGCACACUCUGGUGAUAGAGGCAGCAGACAUGGAGGGAGAAGGGUUGACUGUAACUGCAAGAGUAAUCAUCACUGUAUCAGACAGCAAUGACAACCCUCCAGCUUUCACUCAGUCCACUUAUGAUGCAACGGUACCAGAGAAUAGAGUGGACGCUCUGGUCAUUACGAUGGCAGUAACAGAUGGUGAUGAGCCACAUUCACCAGCCUGGAACGCCAAAUUCAAGAUUGUUGAUGGUGAUCCUGGAGGCCUGUUCACAAUCACAACAGGAAGUAACAAACAGGAAGGGAUCAUUACUACUGCCAAGGGUCUUGACUUUGACAUGAUCAGCAAGCACACUCUGUUGGUUGCAGUGGAGAAUGACAUCCCAUUUGCUACUCCACUGCCUACUGCCACAGCCACAGUGGUGGUGAACGUGCAGGAUGUCAACGAAGCUCCAGUCUUUGAACCAGUUGAAAAGUUUGUGUCCAAACGGGAGAACCUUCCAGUUGACAGUGACGUGGUGCAGUACAUUGCUUCUGACCCGGACAUUGCAUGCAAACAGACAGUCAUGUAUAAAAUAAUCAGCGACCCUGCAGGCUGGCUGAACGUGGCCAAGGACACAGGCCUGAUCAAGGUGAAAGGGAUCAUGGACAGAGAGUCACACUUUGUCAAGGACAGCAAAUACACAGCACUCAUUGGUGCAUACGACAAUGAUGAAGUCCCGGCCACAGGAACUGGUACUCUGAUUAUACAGCUUGAAGACGUCAAUGACAAUGCACCCAUAAUUGAGGAACGUACAAUAAAGGUGUGUAACAAGGAAUCUGCUCCUCAGCUGCUUUCAGUAACAGAUAAAGAUGGACCUGGCUUUGCUGCUCCAUACAGUGUCUCUUUACAGGGCAUGUCCAAGAACAACUGGACCGCUCGGAGGAAUGAUUCCAAAACGGGCAUCGUACUUAAUUUAGCCACUGAGCUGGAAAGUGGAGAAUACACUGUGGUCCUGAGGCUUAGAGACAACGAUGGCAUGGAGCAGGACAACACCGUCCAGGCCACCGUGUGUGACUGCACAGGAAAGAUUGUGUCCUGUUCAGGGACAAUUGAGGUUGGAACAAGCCUGCCCAUGAUUUUUGGAAUAUUGGGAGGCAUCUUGUGGCUGCUCAUGCUGCUACUGCUGCAAGUGUUGCUGCUGCGGCUGAUGUUUGCGAGACGGAGAGGAUAGAAGCUUCUCAUGAAUCUUAUUGAUUUGCUGCGAUUGUCCUCAUCCCCAAUUGUCUGCAGUCUCCAUAUUGAGCAGCUGAGUCUACAUUUCAUCUCAUUCAAAUCUUCUACCCAUCUCCAUUCUCUUCCAACCAUCAACCACCACCAGUGUCUACACUGAGUAUACUAUACUCAGCUUCACACACUUUCUAUCAUGAUGAAAUCCUGAGCUUCCUGACAUCACUUCCCCUUUUUUUGGGCACAGCAAUACAAUUUUAUAUUCUAUCUGAAUUAAAUGAUAAAUAGUGUAUUUUCUAGUCUUGAUGACCACACAGCUCUUUACAGUACAGUUUUACAUUCACCCAUUCACACACACAUGCGUACAGUGCAUCUAUUAGCAGCACUUUGUUGCUCUAUGAGGGGCAAUUUGGGGUUUAGCAUCUUGCCCAAGGGCACUUUAGCAUGCAGAUGAGAAAGACUGGGGAUUGAACUGCCGACCUUUAGGUUGGAGGACGACCACUCACCUAGGUGAGGUUGUACUUUAAACUAAAGGUAGCACAUUAAAAGGUGAGGAUCGAUUUCUAAAUUGCAAAUCAACACAGCAGUGAUAAAGGUCGGGAGAUAAUUCAACUUUGUCCCUUUUAUCAUCACUGAAAUUCCUAAGUCUAAGCAUUUACAGGUGCUAAUUGUGUCCUGCAAUAUCCACAAAUGAUGCCAUUUGAGUCAGCAUCCGUUGGGUCUGAAAACUAGUAAAGAACUCAAAGGAUAUGGAGUUAACAAGAAGUGAGUUUCUAAACUCUAUAAGCAGCAUAACCCACCAUCAUCUCUGACCUUAUGUUUCAGUGUCUGUACAAAACAACAGUUAGGAGAGGUUGUCCAUAUGCACCAGCAAAAUAGUGCAUGAUGUAACAUCAUGAACUUUGGACAGGAUUUGACAGUAAAGAGAUAUGAAAAAGAUCUGUGGUUUAGCUAUAUUGAUUUUUAAGUCUGACAAUGUUUCAGUACAGUGCUGAAUCUUACAAGUAAACAAGCUGGAUCUUUUCACAAUAGAGAUCCCCCCUUCCUUCCUGGGUUGUAUGGGCAGUAGCUCCUGGAAGGUACUGUACAUGUGAACAGUACAGCUUCUAGUACUGCUUGUUAAGUCUUCAGGUUGUGUAACGCCACUGGAGGGAAUGACGGUGGUGGACAGUACUUUCAUCAGUCCAAAGCCUGAUGACUCAUAUCAUUUUUCUCAUCAACCCAUUCAGUGGCAAUGAAUGCAAUCCCAAUGACAGUGAAUCAUGUGAAUUUUUGUUUCAAUACUCAUUUAUUCAGGGUUUUCAAGAUUGAAGAUAUCAUCUUAAGCUAUGGGGAGCUAAGCUAUUUUUAAACUUCUCUAACAUUUGAUAGGCAGCAGCUUCAACUGCUGUAUCAUCAGAAUGUCAAGUUCGCAAAAAAGAGGAAAUACACAGGACCAUAUCUAUUUCUGCUUUCAGUAGUGAAGUGCAAAGUAUACGCACAUAUAUGGCAUAUAUACACACGCAUUUCUCAAUCAGCAUAGAGUAUAUCCACUUCAAAAUUGCCUGUGGUUCAUUAGUGUCCUGCAAUACAUAUUUGUCCUAGCACAGUGAAAACAUCACCUGCUUUACUCUGCCUCUGAUUUGUAAGCUGGCCUGCAUUCGUUUUUUUGCAAAUGUAAAGUUCAUACAGAGUAUUCUCACCUUGAGUCUUCAAUCCACGUAUCUGCCAUACUAAUCCCAGCAUACAGACAAAUUCUGGAGUUUUGUACAUAAAUUCUGGCCAGGGGAGGCUGUCUUAGCAGAAGGCUUGAGCUGGAGGAGCACAUACGCUGCAUCCAGAAGCAUAACUCAAAGUAUUAGGAAAUAAUCUGUCACUUCAGUGCCAGUGAAGCAAAACAGAAUUAUGCAACAAGAAUAACUGUCUUCAAAGACAGCAGAUGCUUAUGGAAGAGCAUCCAGGUCAUUACAACCUAUUGAGUACAAACAUAAUAUCACACUGUUCAGUCUCCAUGAAACAAAAUUAUCUGUGCAAGAAUGAACAGGUUCAUUUAAGCUGAUAUAAGUAUGUACAUGUUGAUUAGUUGAGUCAUGAGCAUUGUGUGAUUCAGGCUAAUUCAGGCUCCAUAAAUCCUCUUCCUUUUUAAAGCACUUCUUGGACACAUUUGACUGAGGGUAAAACACCAGCUUGUAGUUUCCACCUGUUAUAACCUCCCUCUAUGCCAGAGCCCUCUGCUGUCAACAGCCUCUUCACGUCACAUUCACCUGACCGAGGCCUCCGAAAUGUUUUUAUUAAUUGACUUUUGACAUUGCACAAAUGCAUUAUUGCUUUUGACAUAAGUGAGAACUUGAUAAAGAAAUUGUUUGUGAUAUUUUUGUUUUAAGAUGUUGCCCUCUUAUACAUUUAGUAAUGUGUUCUAUAAAUAAAAAAACGUUAUUAUUA